CACUAUAUACAGUCUGUGUUAGGUUAUACAAAAUAAAAUAAACUUGUGGGGUGUUUUAAUGGCGUUUUUUAUAAGAUAAUUAUAACUAAUUCUAGUCGUGACUGUAUCAUAAUUACAAAAAUGCGUAUGUCUAUAGCUAAACCUCUUUAUCAUUACUCAGUAGCCAUAGCUACUGUGGGUGGCUGCUAUUUAUUGAGGGAUUACCUUACUGGUGGUGGGUAUGAUAAUAAAGAAGAAUUAAACGAUAAAAUUGCUAUUGUAACAGGAGCAAAUACUGGUAUUGGCAAAGAAACAGCUUUUGAUUUAGCUAGAAGGAAGGCCAAAGUCAUUAUGGCAUGCAGAGACAUGAACAAAUGUGAAACAACACGCUAUGAAAUAGUAAUGGAGACUAGGAACAAAUAUGUGUAUUGUAGAGAAUGUGACUUAGCAUCUCAAGAAAGUAUUAGAAAUUUUGUAAACCAAUUCAAAAAAGAGCAUUCGCGAUUGCAUAUUCUUAUAAACAAUGCAGGAAUAAUGAGAUGUCCUAAAAGCUACACUAAGGAAGGAAUUGAAAUGCAAUUUGGUGUCAAUCAUAUAGGACAUUUCUUACUAACAAAUUUGUUAUUGGAUGUUUUAAAAGAUUCUGCACCAUCGAGAAUUGUAAAUGUUUCAAGUGUUGCUCAUAAACGUGGUAAAAUAAAAGUGAAAGAUUUAAAUAGUGAAGAAAAGUACAAUCCUAGUGAUGCAUAUGCUCAAAGUAAAUUAGCUAAUGUCCUAUUUACAAAAGAACUAGCAAAGAGACUAGAAGGAACUGGUGUUACAGUAAAUGCAGUCCAUCCUGGUACAGUCAAUACAGAAAUAGUACGACAUAUGACAGUUUAUAAAUAUUUCAUUACUCGUAUCUUUGUAAAACCUUUAACAUGGUUGUUCGUUAAAUCGCCUAAAAAAGGGGCACAAGUUGUUAUUUAUUCCGCAAUAGAUCCAUCUUUGAAUGAUGUAACUGGUGCUUAUUUGAACAUCUACAACAUUGCAGAUGUUUCUGCCGCAGCAAAGGAUGACCAAAUCGCAAAAUGGCUGUGGGCAGUUAGUGAAAAGUGGACUAAAUUAAAUUAUGUAUAAUUACAUCAUAUAUCAUUUAAUAAUAAAGUGUUACAAAAU
This is a messenger RNA of Colletes gigas, 1137 nucleotides long. RefSeq names its product retinol dehydrogenase 13-like. Lineage: Eukaryota; Metazoa; Arthropoda; Insecta; Hymenoptera; Colletidae. The transcript has 6 exons. The record is from RefSeq and is a predicted model, not a curated record. The coding region runs from base 121 to 1098 and encodes 325 amino acids.